This is a messenger RNA of Fusarium vanettenii 77-13-4, 1107 nucleotides long. RefSeq lists its product as uncharacterized. The record is from RefSeq and is a predicted model, not a curated record. Gene Ontology annotation, cellular component: mitochondrion. Gene Ontology annotation, molecular function: molybdenum ion binding; oxidoreductase activity. Lineage: Eukaryota; Fungi; Ascomycota; Sordariomycetes; Hypocreales; Nectriaceae. The transcript has a single exon. The coding region runs from base 1 to 1107 and encodes 368 amino acids.
AUGACGCCGCUGGAAAACCACGACAUAUCCUCCGUGCCGGCAGAGGGCAAUGAGCGCCAUGCUCUUGUUGCCAUUAGCCCUCGUGGAUUUUAUAUACGGCAUCCUCCCAAACCACAUAUAAUGAACGACUUCAUCACGCCGGACGACCUACUCUUCCAUACUAUCCACAUGGGAGCGGCGGUCGUGGACCCUCACAAAUGGACCCUGAUAGUCACUGGACUAGUGAAAAAUCCCUUCGCACUUUCACUGGAUCAGCUUAAACGCCUACCACAGAAAUCGAUUACAUCGUUUCACGAAUGCUACGGUAGCCCAAUCAAGCCUCCAGUGGAGGCAGUAUGGCGUAUAGGGAACGUUGUCUGGACAGGUGUCCCUCUUGCAUCCCUUUUAUUGCUUGCUUCACCGCUCCCCGAGGCUCGUUUUGUAUGGUCAGAUGGACUCGAGCAUGGAAGCUUCCAUGGUGUUACAGCAGAUCGCUACCAAAAAGACCUACCAUUGGACAAAGCCCAAAGUGCAGAAGUUCUGGUAGCCUAUAUGAUGAACGGGGAGCCGCUAACGAAAGAGCGGGGAGGCCCAGUUAGGCUCGUCGUUCCCGGGUGGUUUGGCACGAACUCUACGAAAUGGCUUUGCCGGUUGACGUUGGAAGACAGAAGGGCAGAAGGACCAUAUACCACGACUUUCUAUAACGAAAUUGAUCCCGGAGACCCCGAAGGGAUAAAUAAACGGCCGGUUUGGGAAGCCGAAGUCAACUCAAUCAUUGUGCGGCCUGAACCUGAGGCCGUACUCGUGGAACCAAAAGUGGCGAUAGAGGGUUGGGCGUGGUGUUUUGAAGCGGUGACAAAUGUUCACAUUUCUUUUGAUGACGGUGAAAACUGGACCGCAACUGAAGUUGAAACAAGGAAAGACUUCAGCUGGCAGAAAUGGAAGAUAGAAUUGGAUCUUCCAUUUGGCUCCUACUUAGUCAUGGCUCGGGCAGAGUCCGCGUCAGGUCAGAUUCAACCACUGUCUGGGAGAAGGAAUCACGUUCAUGUCGUCAGCUUUUCUGUCAGCGCACUUGAUGCUCUAAUCAGUCCAUCUGGGCACCUCGGACUGCCCAUUUGCUCCGGCUGA